Jaminaea rosea is the source of this 351-nucleotide messenger RNA. RefSeq lists its product as hypothetical. NCBI's taxonomy places the organism in Eukaryota, Fungi, Basidiomycota, Exobasidiomycetes, Microstromatales. Gene Ontology annotation, cellular component: endoplasmic reticulum membrane. The coding region runs from base 39 to 263 and encodes 74 amino acids. The record is from RefSeq and is a predicted model, not a curated record. The transcript has a single exon. Gene Ontology annotation, biological process: GPI anchor biosynthetic process.
CGGCUGGCCUGAUUUCGAAUCUGGGAGCAGAGGGCUUCAUGGAGGGGUUGGAGCAGUUGACCUUGACGACGCUGACCAACUUGCCUGUGGCUUGUGCGGCCAUCUACGUGACCGUGGUACUGCUCGGCGCGCCGGUGAUGAGCGACAUUACGGCUACGUUGCAGCUAUCGCUGGGCGUGGGGCUCGUCGUGGCCUUGCCGCUUCUCAACGUCUUGCCAGCGGAUUUAGCAGAGUGGGCAAGGGUCGUGGGGACAUUCAGGUAAGAGUCGAAAGCUAGCAGGUCACGCAGGUCGGUGGACGGGACUAAUCACCACUCUUCGGAUUCGCUCGCAGCACCCGCUCCCCUCGGGA